UCAGCAGAGACUUUUUGUGAGAGAGUGAAAGAUAUAAGAAGAAAUUAUAUGCUUCCUUUAUUACAGCAGAAAGAAGUCUGAGGGAAGAUAACAAAAAUGCUAGGAGGAGGAGGAAGAUCAUCAUCAUCAUCAACAACAGCGGCAGCAGCCGGAGGAACAUGGGUUUCAACAACCUCGGUGUCGGCUUCAAGGAAGAGGAUACAAAGGGAGAUGUCCGAGCUCAAUGCCGACCCUCCUCCCCAUUGCUCUGCUGCCCCCAAGGGUGACAAUCUCUUCCAUUGGAUCGCCACCAUCAUUGGUCCUCCUGGAACACCAUACCAGGGUGGCAUAUUUUUCCUUGACAUAACAUUUCCAAGUGAUUAUCCCUAUAAACCUCCCAAUGUAGUAUUCAAAACUCGAAUAUAUCACUGCAAUGUCGAUGCUGCUGGCAAUCUUAGUUUAGAAAUCUUGAAGGAUAGUUGGAGCCCUGCCCUAACGAUUACAAAGGUUCUAACUGCAAUCAGAGCAAUUUUCACAAAUCCUGACCCUUAUACUCCUGUCAUCUCUGGUGUUGCUCGUUUGUACUUGGCUGAUAAAGCUAAACACGAUGAAAUAGCUGCAGAGUGGAUGCUGCGGUUUGCUAAAUAAUCCGCGAGCAAUGCUUUAAGGAGCAAUAUGUGAAGUAAUAAAGUUUGAACUGAGCCACAUGUAGGUGGUUUGAUGUAAAUAUAAAAACUGCCAGCUGCUCUGCAAGUGAACUACAAUAGUAAACUGUUUGUAGACCCCAUUUUUGCAG
Molecule: messenger RNA, 775 nt
Organism: Hibiscus syriacus
Lineage: Eukaryota; Viridiplantae; Streptophyta; Magnoliopsida; Malvales; Malvaceae
Product: constitutive photomorphogenesis protein 10-like
Exons: 4
Coding region: 97-627 (176 amino acids)
Source: RefSeq, a predicted model, not a curated record